This is a messenger RNA of Hippocampus comes (tiger tail seahorse), 2277 nucleotides long. It is a transcript of the gene cskl, whose product is annotated as c-src tyrosine kinase-like. The transcript is spliced from 13 exons. Gene Ontology annotation, molecular function: protein binding; protein tyrosine kinase activity; ATP binding. The record is from RefSeq and is a predicted model, not a curated record. Gene Ontology annotation, biological process: protein phosphorylation. Bases 328 to 1671 code for a protein of 447 amino acids. Lineage: Eukaryota; Metazoa; Chordata; Actinopteri; Syngnathiformes; Syngnathidae.
CGCGGAGACCAUUUCCUCUCGGCAAGCAGAAGGCCCCUCUCUCUCUUGUUUCCUUGCUGCCACACGUACGCACACAGCUAUACAAAUAAACACACAUGAUCGACAGGGCGCAAACUAGCGUCAAGUCCACGCAGCGUUUUUGGAAUUGUCGACAACUCGAACCGCAGCAGCCCAACCCGGAUGCUCCCCGCCGCAGUCACCCCCAUGGACCACCGUCGCUAGUUUGUCGCAGCCCGCUUGGUCGACGCUUUUCUCGGGCUCUGAUGGUACCAGCUGAACAGUGAGCGCUACCUGCCUGAGGACACCUGCCGCCCACUUCCUCUCAUCAUGUCUGGGAUUCACGCGCCGUGGUCGACAGGCACAGAGUGCGUCGCCAAGUACAACUUCCAGACGGCCAACGAACAGGACCUGCCUUUCUGCAAAGGAGAUGUGCUGACCAUCAUCGGAGUCACCAGGGAUCCGAACUGGUACAAAGCAAGGAACAUCGUGGGCAGAGAAGGAACCAUUCCAGCAAACUAUGUCCAAAAGAGGGAAGGAGUCAAAUCAGGAGGGAAACUCAGUCUUAUGCCUUGGUUCCACGGGAAGAUCACUCGCGAGCAGGCCGAGCGGCUGCUCUACCCUCCUGAGACAGGCCUAUUUCUGGUCCGCGAGAGCACCAACUACCCGGGCGACUACACGCUCUGCGUCAGCUGCGACGGCAAGGUGGAGCACUACCGCAUCAUUUACCACAACGGCAAGCUCACCAUCGACGAGGAGGAGUAUUUCGACAACCUCAUGCAGCUGGUGGAGGUGAGCGGGGGAAAAGGGGAAUGGUUUUUUUUUUUUCUCAACGUAAAUUCAAUUGAAGUGAGACUGAUGUCUGGUGUCCCCGCAGGCGGCUGGGCCCUGAACAGGAAGGAGCUGAAACUCCUGCAGACCAUCGGCAAAGGAGAGUUUGGAGAUGUGAUGGUGGGCGACUAUAGAGGGACCAAAGUGGCGGUGAAGUGUAUCAAAAACGACGCCACGGCGCAGGCUUUCAUCGCCGAGGCCUCCGUCAUGACUCAACUGAGACACAACAACCUGGUGCAGUUGCUGGGAGUGAUCGUGGAGGAGAGGGGAAGUCUCUACAUCGUCACCGAGUACAUGGCCAAGGGCAGCCUGGUAGACUACCUGCGCUCCAGAGGGCGGACUGUACUCGGUGGUGACUGCUUACUGAAGUUCUCACUUGACGUGUGCGAGGCCAUGGAGUACCUGGAAGCCAACAACUUUGUCCACAGAGACCUGGCGGCCCGCAACGUGCUGGUGUCGGACGACAACAUCGCCAAGGUCAGCGACUUUGGCCUGACCAAGGAGGCCUCCUCCAUUCAGGACACCGCCAAGCUCCCCGUCAAAUGGACCUCCCCCGAGGCUUUGAGGGAGAAGAGGUUUUCCACCAAGUCAGAUGUCUGGAGUUAUGGAAUCCUCCUCUGGGAGAUCUACUCCUUCGGCCGUGUGCCUUACCCUCGUAUUCCGCUGAAAGAGGUUGUGCCCCGUGUGGAGAAGGGUUACAAGAUGGACGCCCCCGAUGGGUGCCCGCCCGUGGUGUACGACCUGAUGAAGCAGUGCUGGACCCUCGACGCGGCGGUGCGGCCGUCCUUCCGCAUGCUGAGGGAGAAGCUGCAGCAUAUCCGGGCCAAGGAGCUCUACUUGUGAAGCGGCAGGCGGGCAGGAGGGUGAUGAUGAUAGGGGUGAGGAGUUUGAUUGGGGGGGGUCGGGGGGGAUAACAAACCAAGGGACCACAGCAAGCUUUCCUCCCGCCGUCCCUGGAUGCCCGCCACCUUACCUGAAAGGACCCACUUCUGUUGGUGUUGUAAAGCUUUUGCCCAGUUCACCGCUUUUUUUUUUUUGCUCCUCCUCUUCCUCUCCACCUCUGUUGAACACGGCAUUAAGUGGAGGGGAGGCUGGCCUUUUCCUCCACCUUUGUCAGGUGCUUGCUCUUCCAAACUGCCCCUUUCCCAUCUCUCCCCACCCCCACCCCCCAGCCCCCUGCAUGUCCCACUGCCGCCUCAGUCUCUCGCCCUCCUCUUUUUUCAGGGAGGUUAUCAAACCAGUUUUCUAGUGCCGUAUUUCUUUCUCCCAUUUUUUUUUUUUUUUUUUUUUUUUUUUCCAAUGUCGAAAAAUUUUUCUGGGGUCCAAGAGCCAAGAUGGGCGGAAAUGGAGGAGGGGGCAGUACGAGGACAUGGAGCUGUCUCUGAAUGGUUCAUCAUACGUGGGCUUGUUUUUUAUAUCAAAUAUAUUUAAAGGAUUUAAAAUAAAAAA